Messenger RNA from Procambarus clarkii (red swamp crayfish), 411 nucleotides. RefSeq lists its product as uncharacterized. NCBI's taxonomy places the organism in Eukaryota, Metazoa, Arthropoda, Malacostraca, Decapoda, Cambaridae. The record is from RefSeq and is a predicted model, not a curated record.
CUCCCUGACACCAGCCGCUGUGUUGCUCUCGCUCCCCACAAUGAAAUACGUACUGUUCUUCAUGGGGUUGGCAGCCCUGGUUGCCUCUGCUAUGGCGGCCCCCGGAGGCAUUGGUUAUGGCGGUGGAUAUAGAGGCGGAUUGGGAGGAUUCGGCGGUGGAUAUGGAGGAGGAUUUGGUGGUGGAUACGGAGGCUACGGCGCUGGAUAUGGAGGCUACGGUGGUGGAUAUGGUGGUGGCUACGCUGGUGGAAGAGCUUCCAUCAACUUCAAUCUGGGACAUGGUGGCGGAUAUGGUGGUGGCUACGGAGGACAUGGUCUAGGUCUCGGCUUUGGAAAUGGUGUUGGAUACGGCGGUGGCUAUGGUGGUUAUGGAAAAUAGUUGUAAUAAUUCGUUCCAUCAAUUUUACAGAG